Messenger RNA from Cynara cardunculus var. scolymus (artichoke), 858 nucleotides. RefSeq lists its product as uncharacterized. The record is from RefSeq and is a predicted model, not a curated record. The transcript has a single exon. Lineage: Eukaryota; Viridiplantae; Streptophyta; Magnoliopsida; Asterales; Asteraceae. The coding region runs from base 1 to 858 and encodes 285 amino acids.
AUGGAAGGAAGCUCAAGAUCUCAAGGUUCAAUGAAACCUCAUUACCAGUAUACGUACCAACCUUUGGUCCAAAACCAGCCAUUAGAAGGCGAACCUUCGUCAAACAAAUUCACCGGGUCCACAUUGAACAACCGCAGUGAACCGAGGAACGUACACGGGAAUUUCUCGAAAUGGACGGAUGAAACAGCGAGGCUUCUGAUCAUCGCUGUUUCUUAUGUAAUGGAGGCUGCAGUGUCUGAACUUGAUGAUGAUAGUACCAGGUGGAAGGCUAUUUCAACUGCGAUGAUCGAAAGGGGAUGCAACGUAUCGCCUCAACAAUGUGAGGAGAAGUUCGGUGAAAUCAAGAAAAAAUACAAGCAAAUGAUCGACAUUCUUGGACGUGCCAUGAGCUGCAAUGUCGUUGAAAACCCGAUCCUUUUGGACUCCAUAGAAAUUCCUGAAAGACAGAAAGAGGAGGUUAGGCGGCUUAUGAGCUCGGACCAAUUUCUUUAUCGUGAAAUGUGUUCACUUCGUAGCGGGAAUCGCUUGUUUCUUCCUCAUGAUUGGGAGCUUCGUAGGUCCGUGUUCUUUAGCCUUACAGGUAACCAUGGCGAACAACAUACAGACCAAGAAGGAAUCCCGAAUGAAUGUAGAGUUUUAAAGGCUCGUUGGAUUCGGUUGGAAGAGAAGAAGUUAGAGAUGCAGCAGGAGAGACUGCAGUUUGAGAAAGAGAGGUUCGAUUGGCUGCGGUUUAACCAUAACGAAGAGUUGAAGCUGGAGAAGAUGAGAUUGGAAAACGAGAGGCUGAAGCUCAAGAAUGCGCGUUUGGCUUUAGAACUGAAGCACCGAGAAACGGCCACCCAUGACGAGAACAACUAA